AUGACCCCCACCGACGUCGCUUUCCGCGCAGAACUCAACCAGUACCGCCGCGAGCAGACGUUGAAGACGCGUGGUCUCGCCCACCUCAAUAACUUGGGUGCCGGUAUUAUUAUGGGCGACGACACGCUGGAUCGGAUUGCAGAUUGUGCCCGGGCGCAUAAGCUGAUGACGGUGGAGACCCUCUAUCAGGAGAUGAAAUACUAUCCCACCAAUACCCCCUUCAUAUCGACCCCCCUGGGCCCGCGACAGAGCGAGCAGCGUCCAGGGGCCGACAUUCCUCAGACCGGCGAACACGUGGCGGCCGCUGCCGCCAAGACUCCUCGUCAAUGCGGCGCCUGUGGUCAGUACAGUCACAUCAAGACGAACUUGAAUUGCCCUGCUCGCGACCAACGCUCUGGAUCUGCCGACAAGGAGAAUGCGACCACGCUUGGCCCAACGUCUGGAGUCGCCUCGGAAGAGGACCGUUUGGACGCAUAA
Dichomitus squalens LYAD-421 SS1 is the source of this 477-nucleotide messenger RNA. RefSeq lists its product as uncharacterized. The coding region runs from base 1 to 477 and encodes 158 amino acids. The transcript has 3 exons. NCBI's taxonomy places the organism in Eukaryota, Fungi, Basidiomycota, Agaricomycetes, Polyporales, Polyporaceae. The record is from RefSeq and is a predicted model, not a curated record.